Tauraco erythrolophus (red-crested turaco) is the source of this 3141-nucleotide messenger RNA. The record is from RefSeq and is a predicted model, not a curated record. Lineage: Eukaryota; Metazoa; Chordata; Aves; Musophagiformes; Musophagidae.
AUGCACAGACAAUCUGAGAAUAUAAAAGCUCCCCUGGAAGUUAAAGAAAAUGAGAGUAGAUAUACUGAAGAGAAAGAAGAGGCCUCAUUCCCUAGCGCGUCAAAAGAGCGGAAGACUUGCAAAGUGCCAAAAUCCAAACUUGUGAAAACAUCCAAGAAGGAGAAUUCAAGUGAUGGGAAGCAGGCCCAGUUGCAAAAAUGCACCCCGAAAUACACCAAAGGCCUCAAGAAGGAAUCUUACCACAGCAAGGAGGAUCUUGUUAGCUAUCAGUUCACUGAAUGCUUUUUUGAUAUGCGAAAAGGGGAUGUGCUUGGUGAAGAUACCUUGCCUUUGAACAGCAAGGAAAAUGUUUCAAGAAGUAGGCCUGUUUCUUUGGGGAAUGAAUGCUACUCGACACCAAAUAGGUACAAAGCAGAAGGAAAACCUGGUGGUGGAGUAUCAGAGAAAGAGAGGAAAAAACCUGUUGAUUUUGCAACUGUAACUGUUGCUGAAUUUGGGAUUACUCAAGAAACUUUUACUAAACCAUCUAUAGGGAAGUCUCCAACUUCAUUAAAAUUUAGACGAAGAUCAACAGUCGGAGUACGGGGGUCGCCAGAAAAUAACACCCUUAUUCAAUACCUUGCCCAACAGCGAAGCAACAGGCAAAAAGCAGCUUUUACACAGCAGGUUAGUCCUUUUAACCAUGAAAAUGCCACGUCAUUGAAGGAGAAGAUAGAUGCCUUUCAGACAUCUUUUAAAUCAGUACCAGAAGCCGAAGGGGAGACUGGCUCCUCUGGACUGUCACGAGUGGAUGAUGCUUCCCAGGAAGCAGGCUCUUCUCAGAACAAAGUACCUUUUACAAAAGAGCGGAACCUGGAGCAGUGGAGUGAAAAGUUCAUGUCAGACAACAGUGGAGCCAAUUUGAAAGAAAAUUUAAGACAAAAUUUGACCAACAGCAGUAAGUCUGAUACCAAGCUCUGCACCAUCGUGUCUUCACCCCAAGAUGUGACUGUCACUGAACAUGCUGCUGCUGUUUCAAAGGAAUGGGUUCGUGAGCAACACAGUCCCAUUGAGUCAUUGGAGGCUGUUGUAAUUGGAGAAACAGGCCAUGAUUUCACUUCUGACCACAUCACUGAAGAUAUUACAAGUGAUGUUUUAUCAGAUCUAAGCAGAAAGAAAGUUAGUUUUGUGGAAGAACCGAGCCUGGGGAUGUUUGAUGAAAGCAAGCCACCUGUCACGCCACCUCUCACCCCACUGCAAAUGGGAAAUAUUUUGUUAAGUGAACGUAUCCAGAGCGGCUCCCAUCUGCGAUCCGUGCUGAAGAAAACGCCAGGGAAGCAGCUAAUGGACAGCAUGAAGGAAUACUCGAACGAUGCCGUUGAGCGAGGAGGAGGUGAAUGUCUCGCAGUCUCCGAUUGUGCAGAAAUCUUUGAAGCAUUGCAAACAGAGAAAACGGGAUGGCACAGCUCUGAAAAGCCAAAGAAGAAGAGAGUUACUUUUGGAAAAGUUCUAAGCCCAGAAAUAUUUGAUGAAACUUUGCCUGCAAAUACUCCGCUGCGCAGAGGAGCAACGCCAGUCCGUCAGCCAGGGCUGCAAAGUAACAGCCCUUGUGCCAGGCCAAGGCUCCCAGAAGAACCACUACCCCAGCCAAACUUUGAUUGCACUGAUGAAUGUGUUGAGCCUCUUCAGGAGUUAGUGGAGGAUCCUGUUGCUGCAGAAGACCUCUCACCUGUUGAAAACGCAGACGGAACUGAGAAAUCUGAUAUGAUAAAAACUCGUUUUUCCACUAAAAGGAAGUGUAGCACCAGUUCAGAGGGGACCAGCUUUAGCAUCGCAAGGACCACGAGUACUAAGAAUGCUAAAGAGACUAAAAAUCCAAGAAAGAGCAAGUUUCAAAGACAGAAGAAUGCAAUGACAUCUGCUACCAAAAAGACUCAAAAAAUAAAACAUUCAGGCUAUGGGAAAAGAAGAAAGAAAAAAGUAAAAAAAUCUUUAUAUGGGGAAAGAGAGAUGGCUUCUAAGAAACCUCUUCUCAGCCCUAUCCCUGAAAUUCCAGAGGCUUUCUCUUCUACCUCAUCUCCAAAUUUAUCAAAGACAAAUGCACUUUUUUCAGAGGACAUAUUUUUAGAUAACACCAGAUCUGGGAAAGCUCACAAGGAUGGUCAACAGAAGCCAGUGGUUGAGAGAAUGAGAAGGAAAAGCAUCUGUGCAGUUCAUAUGUGCUCAAGCUCUAAGGACCUGGGCGUUGGGGAACCCAGCAGCUCCAGUGAUGCCGUGUUUCAGGUGUCCGAUGGUGAUCUGCAGUCUGUUUCUGGCAUUGAUCAUGAGUUUUCAAACAUUGUGCCAGAUGCAAAGUGUGUUUUUGAUACAUCUGACCAUUUCCAUCAAGGUAAAGAGACAGCAUGUGUAGAAGAGGCAAAAGAAAGUGGUUCCUUGAUAGAAAACGAGAAAUUACAAGGAAAUCUCCUAAAUAAGGCAGAGGAGCUAACUGGCCUAGAAUUUCUGGAACAACAGGUCAAUAGUGUACCUGAGGAUGCUCAAAGAGCUCAGUGUCCACAAAAAGAUUCUGUAAGAGGUAUUCCACCAAGGAGAAGAAGAAGUAGUGCCAUCUAUUUUCCUCCUGUUGAAAAACUGGAAAUAACUGGAAAAAAUUCUCCAGAUUCUUCUUUUAAUGUGGAAGAAGUCUUAUUUGCUCCUCAGCUGAAAGACAACUCCUUAGAGCCUUUAAGAAGGAAGAGCCGUAACGGUGGCGCAAAGAGCGUGAGGCGCAGCAUGAGAUUGUGUAAAGAUGCAGAAACUGAAGGACUUGCAUGGAUUCAAGUACCCAGUGAGAUUCCAAAGAACCCUCCCCUGCUAGCUUCUACUUGCAAGGUCCGGAGAACAAUCAGCACAUCCAUCCUUACGGAAUCCGAGAACGUUCACCGUAGAGAACAUAAUCUCAUCCAGUUAUCAGCACCAGGGAAGGAGAACGAUGACUCUGUUCAUCUUGCUGAUGCUCCUUGCAAAAGAUGGAGGAGGAGAAGCAUGUGUGUGUCCACACCUCAAGAAACAAGACCUUGGUCUCAAAUCCGGAAAAGGAGCAUGACAAAUUCUGUAUAUAGGAAAGACAGAAAUAACCAAAAACACUAUGAAGAAGUAGAAAUACCUCUUGAAAAUAAUUAA